This is a messenger RNA of Nyctereutes procyonoides (raccoon dog), 3202 nucleotides long. RefSeq names its product SRY-box transcription factor 7 (gene SOX7). The record is from RefSeq and is a predicted model, not a curated record. Gene Ontology annotation, biological process: cell differentiation; anatomical structure morphogenesis; regulation of DNA-templated transcription. The transcript is spliced from 2 exons. Gene Ontology annotation, molecular function: RNA polymerase II cis-regulatory region sequence-specific DNA binding; DNA-binding transcription factor activity, RNA polymerase II-specific. Lineage: Eukaryota; Metazoa; Chordata; Mammalia; Carnivora; Canidae. The coding region runs from base 124 to 1293 and encodes 389 amino acids.
GGCCGCCCCAAGCUGAUAAAUAAGGGGACGGGCCGCGGCUGCCAGCCAAGUUGGACGCCCGGGCCGCGCGAGGGCCAGGUCAGCGCCUGCCCUGGGAGCGAGGGAGGGGACCCCCGUGCGGCCAUGGCCUCGCUGUUGGGAGCUUACCCGUGGCCCGAGGGGCUCGAGUGCCCGGCCCUGGAAGCCGAGCUGUCGGACGGGCUGUCGCCGCCCGCCGCCCCCCGCCAGCCGGGGGACAAGGGCUCGGAGAGCCGCAUCCGGCGGCCCAUGAACGCCUUCAUGGUGUGGGCCAAGGACGAGAGGAAACGUCUGGCGGUGCAGAACCCGGACCUGCACAACGCCGAGCUCAGCAAGAUGCUGGGAAAGUCGUGGAAGGCGCUCACGCUGUCCCAGAAGAGGCCCUACGUGGACGAGGCGGAGCGGCUGCGCCUGCAGCACAUGCAGGACUACCCCAACUACAAGUACCGCCCGCGCAGGAAGAAGCAGGCCAAGCGCCUCUGCAAGCGCGUGGACCCGGGCUUCCUCCUGAGCUCGCUGUCCCGGGACCAGAACGCUCUGCCCGAGAAGAGGGGCGGCGGCCGCGGGGCGCUGGGGGAGAAGGAGGACAGGGGUGAGUACUCCCCGGGCUCCGCCCUGCCCAGCCUGCGGGGCUGCUACCACGAGGGGCCGAGCGGCGGCGGCGGCGGCGGCACCCCCGGCAGCGUGGACACUUACCCAUACGGGCUGCCCACGCCCCCAGAAAUGUCGCCCCUGGACGUCCUGGAGCCGGAGCAGACCUUCUUCUCCUCCCCCUGCCAGGAGGAGCAUGCGCACUCCCGCCGCAUCCCGCACCUGCCGGGGCCCCCUUACUCACCGGAGUACGCCCCCAGCCCCCUCCACUGCGGCCACCCCCUGGGCUCCCUGGCCCUCGGGCAGUCCGCGGGCGUCUCUAUGAUGUCCGCCGUCCCCGCCUGCCCCCCGUCUCCUGCCUAUUACUCCCCUGCCACCUACCACCCUCUCCACUCCAACCUCCACGCCCACCUUGGCCAGCUCUCCCCCCCUCCCGAACACCCCGGCUUUGAUGCCCUGGAUCAGCUGAGCCAGGUGGAACUGCUGGGGGACAUGGAUCGCAAUGAGUUCGACCAGUAUUUGAACACUCCUGGCCACCCGGACUCUGCCGCCGCAGGGGCUGUGGCCCUCAGUGGGCAUGCCCCGGGCUCCCAGGUGACAUCAACAGGCCCCACAGAGACCAGCCUCAUCUCCGUGCUGGCCGAUGCCACGGCCACGUACUACAACAGCUACAGCGUGUCAUAGAGCCCGAGGCAACCAGCCCAGCCUUGCGUCGCCGCCGUCCUCCGCCUCCCGAGCGAGCGCGGAGCACCGAGGCCACCGCGCGGGGCUCCCCGCUCUCCUGCGACCGCCGCGGGGCGUGCAGGUCUGACCGUGCGCGGCGCAGAGCCGGGCUCUGCCGAGCUGAGCGUCUCCGCGCUCCCGGCCGCCUGCAUUCUGAGUGUGAGUGCAUUCCUUCAGAUGGGUUCUCAUUGGCUCCACACCCUGGGAAUAAGGCAGGGUAGUUGCUGAAAGGUGGUUAACCGGUAGAUGUUCAUUCCCUUCUCCCGGUCCCCAUCGCGGGAAGGAACGUGUCCAACUCUCCGCGGCAUUCACACCUCUCCAGCUUCUGACCCAGACGCAUGGGGUACAGCGGUCCUGAUCUUGGGGUCCUCCAGGUGAGGAGAGCCCUGGGCUGGGAUCCCGAGGACCCCGGAUCCGGUCCUGGUUCGGCCUUGGAGGGCCGGUGCAACCCCCACCCCUCUCUCUUCCCCCUUCAGGCCCCUCCCGCAGUCUGUAAAGUGGGGGGACAGACUUGACAUCUAAGGCUCCUUCUGCUCCAGGGUUUUCUGACCUAGUAUUCUUUCGAGGCUAAUUAAAAGGAAGACGAAGUUUGACUUAGCAAGUUCAUUAACAGCCAACCCGGCGAUAACUCCGAGCGCGCAGCCCAAGAACACUGGCUUUGUGCAUUUGGCUGCCUUCCAGAAUGAUCAUGGUCUUGCAAAAGGACUCUUCCAAUUUGAGAAAACAAAACAAAACAAAACAUUCGUCUUGAUUUGGGGAAUUAACCACUAAGGUUGACUGCACCAUUGAAAAUGGAUUGAAUUCAAGCCACUGGUUUUUAAACGUAUUUUUUAAGAUAAUUUUUUUUAUUACACACACAUUUCAAGAGAAUACACACAGCCUGAAUAUAUACAGUCCGUGUAUGUGGGAUGUGCACCACACACACAACUGCAUGCACAUCCUUAAAUGCACGUCUGUCCACCCUACAUCAGAUACUCUGGUUGAUGUUGGCAAUAUUCUUAAUGACCCAAAGAGCAGGGAGCCCAAAAAGGAUUUCUGCACAGCAACAUCACUUACCUCCAAUCUGAAUGUGUGGAUUGCUUGAGCAAAAUUUCAGCAUACUCUCCCCUCUGCACGUGCAAAAGGAGCUUCUUUCUCACUGUCUCCGACUCCCCUUCUUCCUUUCCCGGGAUUUCUUCUCUUCUGCACUGUUCUUCCUCCUUCCCUGAAUUGGCCACAAAUUCAAAGAUUCCCCUGGCUUCAAAAUACUAAGCAUGAUUCCUACUACGGCUGAGAUGACAGUCCCUUCUUCUCACCAGACAGCUGGUUCUCGGUAACAUCUUCAGCCAACACUUCAACUUUCCCUUCACUAUACAGACUUCCCAAAGAACAGAAACGCACUGUGAUUCAGAAAAUGUUUCUGAGCCCUGACCCCACCCCAAAAACAUUUCCAUCCUUCUCUCAAACCUCCUUGGAAGGAACAUACCUACCAGUGCGUGAAAAGGCAGCUGUUUUGUCUUUUAAUUGCAGCAUAUUAUUGCCUGUAUGAAAUAUGUGUUUUAUAUAUUCUCCUAUUUUUAGCUUAUAUUUUAUAUUGUUGAGAGAUCCUUUUUUUUCCUUCCAAGGUGUCCUACUAUAAAAUUACUUAUAAGAUAUAAUUAAUCUUUAUGCUAUUGCUGUAUAUGACAUUUGGUAAUAAAUAGUAAAUCGUUGACAAUAUGAUUGACUGGUGCAGUCCAGAAUGUAUAUUAAUAAUCUUGUAAAACAUCGUCACAGAUAUUAAGCUAAACUGUUCCACUUUUUUUUUGUAAGAACUAUACAUGCUUCGGAACGGUUGUAGAUAUUCAUCUGUCUAAAAUAUUUAAUUUAAAUAAAUGUUUUUGUACCAUGA